Messenger RNA from Conger conger (European conger), 2812 nucleotides. RefSeq lists its product as uncharacterized. Bases 150 to 2480 code for a protein of 776 amino acids. The record is from RefSeq and is a predicted model, not a curated record. Gene Ontology annotation, cellular component: cytoplasm. The transcript is spliced from 4 exons. Gene Ontology annotation, biological process: intracellular protein localization. NCBI's taxonomy places the organism in Eukaryota, Metazoa, Chordata, Actinopteri, Anguilliformes, Congridae. Gene Ontology annotation, molecular function: protein kinase A binding.
CUCAUGCAUUUUGUGAAGUCUUGGUGCAGAUCUGCUGGCUUUAAACAGGAAGUGAAUUCUCUUAUGGUUACUGCGGUUCCGUCACUCACAGUUCCUCAUCAGCUCAGAGUCAGUUUGUACAAACUGUACUUUCCCUCUACGCAGAGAAAAUGAGUGAUGAGAUGGCUAAGGGGUGGCUAAGCAGCAGUGUGAGACUGUGUGAACUGAGGACUGCCACAGUGGACCAGCCUGGACAGGGUUUAAGGGAUGCAGUUUUCAACAGCUCCUCCUUCCCCAAGCCUGCCUACCAAAGGUCUUCUGUUCUAAACUCACUGGAGAUGUACACCCAGGCUCUUAGGCAGGCUGGGAUGGGCUUCACCACUGGGGGAAGGAGAGUGGGAAUGGACCAGCACAUUAGGGCAGAGGGCAUUGAUAUGUUCGCCCACUGCCUGGCUGGAGACAUCCUACAGUCAGCCAGAGGCCGGUGGGGGGCAGCACAGACUGAAGGGUACCAACCCAGGGGCUCCAAGGUAGGGCCACCCUUUGACCAUGUCUCUGGGGGAACAAAUCCCCCAGAGAUGGGUCUGAGGGAAGGCCUCAGCUGCAGGUCCUCAGGAGGCCCAGAGCUGUGCUCUACAGUCCUAAAAUCGCUGCUGGGGGAGGUUGCAGGAGAGAGGAGAUUCCAGAAACCUCGGCACAGGUCCAAAUCAGCACCGGAUCCAAUGGGGCAGAUCCCCCAAGCAAAGGCAGUGGAGGUCUUUGGUGGAUGGAGGAUGGGUUGUAGGCCGGAGCAGGGGUCCCUCUCCUGCUGUUCACCCCUGCAGGAUCAGCGUGAGGUGGAAGAACACAUGGAUCUGUGUGACGACAUAGUGGAUCAACAUAAUCAACACUGGAGACCAAGGUGUGCCAGCAAGGAGCACCCGGCCUGCUGGUUCUCAGGCAGUGCUGGAGGGCAGGAAACCAAGAUAGAGGACAGGUCAGGUCAAAGAUGCUUCCCAGGUUCACCUCCUCAUGCCGGGGCCUCCUACUCCAUAUUGGCCCACACAGGCCUUCCCAGCAAGGGCUCACUGGACUACCCUGAUGCUCCCCCAACUACUCCCCUCUUGCCUGAGAUGAUCAGAAGCCAUGGCAGCUUCCACAGGAAGUUGAAGGGCAGCCUAGCAAAGGAGUUCCUGCCCUCGCCUCCACCUCCCACUCCCAAAUACCUCCCCUGCAUCUGCGAGGAGGACAGGUUGGGCCUCAGGGAUGACAGAGCGGAGUUUGUGGCCCGGCUGAUGCGCUCACUGUCCCUGGAGUGCUCAGAUAGAGGGGCACUGGGUGUGGAGGAGGAAUGGACAGGUGCAGAGAGAAGACAUCAGGAAACACCCAGGCUUUCUGCCUAUGCCAGCCAGCUAUCUGCAAAGAUCAUCAGCUUGGCCACCACCAGCUGUGCGGCACACUUCAAGGACCAGGGUGCAAGAAUGGACCCCGGCAAAUGGCUCCAGCUCACAGCUGAACAAUGGGCCAAUGAGGUCAUGACAGAUUCCUUCCUGGAGCUGAUGAAGGAGGAUACUACAGAGUGGGUGGAGAGCAGACCUCCGGUGCAGGCCCAUAAAAUGGCCGAGAGAUGGCCAGGAAGCUCCCUGUACCCAGCAAUGUGUUCAGAUACAGCUGUAGGGCAUAAACCUGAGGACAUCAGCCCUCAACAGAGCAGGAACCAGGCACCCCAUGCCUCCCAGACAGAUGACCUGUGCUCUUUCGCUGGGCAGCUGAUUGCCAACAUCCUGAGGCAGGCCCGGGCAGAGCUGGGAACACCCAGCAAUCUUGGGCAAUGCCUGGUUCAGGAGAUGGCAAAGGAACUAUGCAAUAGCAUUGUGGCUGAGGCUGUCACAAUAGCAACAUGGCAGCAAAAUGCCAGGUGGAAGACUCCUGGGAGCCUGGAGGAAAGCUGCAACUGUAGCAGCGGUAAAUUAGGGGCAAUGGCCAGCAUAUCCCCCCAACUUGGCAUGACCAAACCCUGUUAUGUGACAUCCUUGGUGGAGGCUGUGGUCAGGGACUCUGUGCAGGAAGCUGUGAGGUUGGACAUGGGUCUCACUGGGGCGAGUGCAGACCAGGACCCGAGGCUUGGAAACCCCAUGGGGUCUGAGGUCAGGGCAUUUCUGGACACAUCCGCAUGUCUGGGAACGCAGGUGCUCCAGGGGAUGCUUCUGUGGGCAACGGCCUCCAAUUUAGGGAGCCCCACUCUGCAACUCACAGUCCAAGAUGUACAGCUUCAGGCAGAGUUUUCCAUGUUGGCCUACAGAGCUCUGCAGGCUGGCUGGACAGUGGGAGAUCUGAUGACAUCACUGUGGCAAUAUUGUGAGCUGGAAGACAAUUUGGCUGGCAGUGGGCGCAGCCUAAAUGAUACUUCCCUGUUGAGGUAUCUACAGGAGAAACUUGUGGCGGAAAUGACUGACUUGGAAGAGUUAAGACAAUGUGUUCUGCAUACUGACAUAGCUAAACACCAUGUGGAUAUCAUGUAAGAAGCAUUCAUUUCAUGCUUUAUUCGAUUACAUUUAUUUAUUUUAUAGGUGGAGCAGGGAUAUAAUAAACACAAAAUAAUUAUUUGAAUAAGUGCACUGAUGUUGUAUUUCUAUUAAACCAAAAUGAGAAAAACAAUGCUGACACAUAAAUCAAUGAAUGAACAAAAUAACUUCCACAGAAUAAAAUUACAUUCCUGAAUUAAAUUCUGCAACCUAUAAAAAACGCAUCCCUUCAGAAGCACACUUUUUGCAAUUUCAGUACAUGUUUCUACUGUUUAAUCUUUCUGAGUCAUCAUGAUGGCAAAUAAAUGAAUAAAUAUAAUGGAAAAUAA